Octodon degus (degu) is the source of this 1854-nucleotide messenger RNA. RefSeq names its product HLA class II histocompatibility antigen, DO alpha chain. Gene Ontology annotation, molecular function: MHC class II protein complex binding. The record is from RefSeq and is a predicted model, not a curated record. Lineage: Eukaryota; Metazoa; Chordata; Mammalia; Rodentia; Octodontidae. Gene Ontology annotation, biological process: immune response; immunoglobulin production involved in immunoglobulin-mediated immune response; antigen processing and presentation of exogenous peptide antigen via MHC class II. The coding region runs from base 79 to 831 and encodes 250 amino acids. The transcript has 5 exons. Gene Ontology annotation, cellular component: MHC class II protein complex; membrane.
AUCUGUUUCCUCUGUACCUAUUUUCUUCCCUUGCUCUGCACACAAACUGAGACCUGCUGGGUUAGAGCCCGCAGGCCGAUGGCCGUCCCUGCAGGCCUGGUCCUGGGACUCCUCACUUUGAUGACUCUCCUGAGUCGCCACGGAGCAGGGGCCAUCCCAGCUGACCACCUGGGCUCCUAUGGACCCGCCUUCUACCAGUCUUACGAUGCCUCGGGCCAGUUCACCCACGAAUUCGACGGGGAGCAACUCUUCUCUGUGGACCUGAAAAGCGGGGAGCUUGCGUGGCGCCUGCCUGAGUUUGCAGACUUCUCACGCUUUGACCUGCAGAACGGACUGGUCAGCAUCGCCCGCAUCAGGGCCCAUCUGGCCGUCUUGGUGGACCGCUCCAACCGCUCCAGAGCCGCCAGCGUGCCUCCCAGGGUGACCGUACUCACCAAGUCUCCAACCGAGCUGGGCAAACCCAACAUUCUCAUCUGCGUCGUGGACAACAUCUUCCCCCCUGUGAUCAAUGUCACCUGGCUACGCAAUGGUCAAACCGUCACUGAGGGCGUGGCCCAGACCAGCUUCUAUUCCCAGCCGGACCACACGUUCCGCAAGUUCCACUACCUGACCUUCGUGCCCGGGCAGGACGACGUCUACGACUGCAAGGUGGAGCACUGGGGCCUGGACGAGCCGCUGCUCGAGCACUGGGAGCCCCAGCUGCCUGCCCCGCUGCCAGACACCACAGAGACCCUGGUCUGCGCCCUGGGCCUGGCCAUCGGCCUGGUGGCCUUCUUCGUGGGCACCGUCCUCAUCAUCACAGGCACACUGGUGUCCAGCGUCCCCAGGUAAUGACUCUCCUGAGAGAAACAGCCAUGACGGCGCCUUCCUGAGUUCUCCAGGUUUUCGACAGCCUUGCGCCUGGGAAUCCCACAGCCCAGCAAAUUCCUCUGCCCUGCUGAUUUGAAUGCCAUCAACCUCUCUCGGAUAAGUGCCCCCCUCUGAGGCCACAGUACCUACAGUAGCGCCUGUGGGGGCACAAUCAGCUGCCCUUUCCAACACAUAUGCACUCUCGCACACCCACGCACACACGCACACGCACGUCACGCACACUCCUAUUCUUCUGCACCCAAAGCCUGGACUAGGAGCUCUAAGUUCAUUGAUGGGAUCUGCACUGUGUCCUUUUAACCAGAUCGUGGCUGCUGCUCUCAGGUGUGCGGGCUGCCAGACCCGAAGAGGGGUCUGGGUGAGGACCACGGGGAUGACCGCAGGUGGCAGCCAGCUUUCCCCAUCAGCCUCUCAUGUGUUACACUGUCAAUGUGCCAUUCCACGAGGAUUUCGUAAAAUUGGCCCCCUGAAUUUAGAUUUGCCUGAAACAGGUGCAGUGUAGCAUUCACUCAGUGCAACUCCCUCAAACAACAGUUCCAAAGGGCUCAGGAGAGAGGGGGUUCAUGGGGAUCCCACUUUUGUCUGGAUGAUAAGGCUCCUGAUGCCCAGUUAUGAUCUACAAUGUCACCUCCUUUUUCUUCGUCCGCCAGGGUCCCAUGUGUGACAGAGAUUCGAUAGCUUCUUCCUUGGGGGGGACAGUCAGACUAGGCUGGGGAAAGCAGAGUAGAUCUGUAGGAUACCUGGCAAGGGAGGUGGUGUCACAUCCACUGAGCACGCCCCCAGUGUGUGGCCUAGAAGAUCUUGACAGAAAAGAUUAAAACUACACUGCAACCAUAAACAACCACAUAAAGUAAUUUGUGUCCAGAACCAAAGAAGUGACAUGCCCUGAUCCUGCUGGUCUUUUGCUUGAAAGUUAACUGCAUGUAUCAUUAGAAAAGUGUUUCUCUCAUGUCCCCUCUCAGGCUUAAUAAAGUGCUUUAAAAUGUU